AUGGUACAUGGGCACAGCUUCCAUCACGUAGUUGCAAGUCUUCUCAUACUUGGGUUGUCUGGGGCAACAAAGAAGGAUACAGCAGCAAAGAACAAUUCUGGAGUGAAGCCUGCAGGUCAAUGUGGAACUUGGGUGAAAGAAGCAGACGGAGGGAUCUUCACUUCUCCCAACUACCCCAACAAAUACCCCCCAGACACCGAGUGUGUUUACAUCCUUGAAGCACCCCCGAGGCAGUGCAUCGAUCUGCAUUUUGAGGAGAACUACUCGAUCGAGUCCUCUUGGGAAUGUAAAUUUGACAACAUCGAGGUUCGGGAUGGACCCUUUGGCUUCUCCCCAAUACUCGGACGCUACUGCGGUCAGCACAGCCCGCCCGAUAUCAGGAGUAGCGGCCGAUAUCUGUGGAUAAAAUUUGUUACCGAUGGAGAACUGGAAGCGGUGGGAUUUUCGGCAAGCUACAACUUCACUCCAGAUCCGGACUUUGCAGACUUGGGAGUUCCCCCACCUCUGCCCUCCUGUCAGUAUGACAUGGUGGGUCCAGAAGGUAUCGUGGAGUCUCAUCAGAUCACCAGAGACGGGAAGGCUGACCCUGCCGAGGCCGUCGACUGCAAAUGGUACAUCCGUGCUCCGCCACGCUCCAAGAUCUACCUGCGUUUCCUCGACUAUGAGAUGGCCAAUUCCAACGAGUGCAAGCGCAACUUUGUGGCAGUGUACGAUGGCGGCAGCUCGGUGGAAGACCUCAAGAGCAAGUACUGCUCCACGGUGGCCAACGACAUCAUGCUGGUUUCCACACUGGGCGUCAUCCGCAUGUGGGCGGACGAGAACAGCCGCAAGAGUCGCUUCCGCAUCCUUUUCACAACCUACCAAGAACCUCCUUGUGAUGCAGAUGCCUUCUUCUGUCACAGCAACAUGUGCAUAAACAACACACUGGUGUGUAACGGCAUGCAGAACUGUGUCUACCCCUGGGAUGAGAACCAGUGUAAAGAGAAAAGAAAAGCCAACAUCCUCGACAACCUGAACAACACAAACGGGACCAUCAUCGGUGUCACCUGUUGCAUCGUCCUCAUCCUCCUCAUCGUCUCCGUCAUCGUCCAGAUCAAGCAGCCACGUAAGAAGUACAUCCUGCGGCGUGAGGACUUUGACCCCACCAUGUUCCAGGAGGUGUUUGAGCCGCCUCACUACGAGCUGUGUACAUUACGGAGUGCCACCGCAGCCGCAGCGGCAUCAGCAGACUUAGUCGACCUGGCGGAAGACUUUGAGAACUACCACGCCCUUCGCCGUGCCUCCUCACGCUGCAUCCACGACCACCACUGUGGGUCCGCCUCCAACCCCGGCUCCGCCCACUUAUCCCAGCUGUCACUGAGCGGACGAGGAAGCCGCGGGAACUUGAGCGGCCGAGACGGAGGCACCCUGCUCACGGACCUUCCACAGCCGCCCAUGGCAGUGCGGCCAUUGCUGCCGGCCACGUCAAACCGCAGGAGCAUCCUGGUCAUGAAGCACAGCUACUCACAGGAGGCGGCGGACAAUGGAUGUGACCUGGACGACGACAUGGAAGAAGUUCCCACCACCAGCCACCGGCUUUCACGCCACGAAAAGGCAGUACAGCGACUUCUUGAGAAUAGUGAAAUCCUGGAUCAAUACGAACGGGCGUCACUGACAUAUGAAAGAGCGGAACGGAGAUUUACACCAGCAUGA
This is a messenger RNA of Limanda limanda (common dab), 1692 nucleotides long. It is a transcript of the gene neto1l, whose product is annotated as neuropilin (NRP) and tolloid (TLL)-like 1, like. Gene Ontology annotation, molecular function: protein binding. The coding region runs from base 1 to 1692 and encodes 563 amino acids. Lineage: Eukaryota; Metazoa; Chordata; Actinopteri; Pleuronectiformes; Pleuronectidae. The record is from RefSeq and is a predicted model, not a curated record. The transcript has 11 exons.